This is a messenger RNA of Symbiodinium natans, 381 nucleotides long. The record is from the annotation of a GenBank genome assembly. NCBI's taxonomy places the organism in Eukaryota, Dinophyceae, Suessiales, Symbiodiniaceae.
AUGGAUGCGGGCAUCGCGGCUGUUGUCGUCUUGGCAAACACGGUGGCCAGCAAGCUGUACAUGAGCUUGGCCUUUCGUGCAAGGCUGCUAUCGGCAAGCUCUUCGGAGGAGAGGAAGGAGAUCCUUGAGAGCAUUGCCUUCAAGAAUGCGAGCAGCGCUCAGCUCAAUGAGGCUGAGUAUUCGCCACUCUUUUUUGCUGGGCUCUGCUUCCUGAAGCUGCGCCAGAGGAAUUGCCCUUUGACGGCCCUGCUGGGGGCGGUCAGUGGACCUACAUACAUGUGGGGCCGAGUGUGCAUUGGACGGCAGGGAGCGGUAGUUGGGUCUCUCCUGCGCUACACCGGCUUGCUGCUUCUGCUUUGGAACAUCUACCUCGCCGUAUAG